UCAGUCUCUCAUGAUCUAUGGAUCCUGUCCGUCGUAACUCCCGUCCGACACGUUCCUUUUUUGGUCAGGGGAAUGCAUGACGUCAUUUGGGAAGCGCUAGUGUGUUGAGCGCGUUCGGGCUGAAAGGUGGGGUGCCUGACGGAACGCAAAAGAGCGUCGCCGCGCGCCAAUCCGCAGCGCGAUCAGACGCCGGAUUCGGUUCCCUCAUUGGCCAGGGGGCGGCGAGUCUGUUUUUGUCGCGGAUUCGGUUGAUCACUCAGCGGCCAGUUCGCAGCAACGCCGUCUCCUAGUAGUCGUCCGAUGGGGAGUGAGACUUGAAGGUUUCUCCGUUUGAGUGGAGUACCCGCGACAGAAGACAGUUGGAUAGCGUUGUCCUUGAGACUAAACGUCAUUUAAGGAAAUUAACAGACAGAGCCAGUGUCGGGAGUGUCGGGCGCGUGCAUUUUUUCUUAUUUGGCCUGAGGAUUUGUUGAGUUUUCAUGAUGCCGGUGUUCCACACGAAGACGAUAGAGAGUAUUCUUGAGCCCGUGGCUCAGCAGAUCUCCAACUUGGUCAUCAUGCACGAAGAGGGCGAAGUUGAUGGCAAAGCGAUACCGGACCUCACCGGACCGGUGGCUGCUGUGCAAGCCGCCGUCAGCAACCUUGUACGGGUGGGGAAGGAGACAGUCCAAACAACAGAGGAUCAGAUUAUGAAGAGAGACAUGCCUUCUGCCUUUAUUAAAGUGGAGAAUGCCAGUGCUAAGCUGGUGCAGGCGGCUCAGAUGUUGAAGGCGGACCCGUACUCUGUCCCUGCCCGAGAUCACUUGAUUGACGGCUCACGGGGUAUCCUGUCCGGCACGUCAGACCUUCUGCUCACCUUUGAUGAGGCAGAGGUGCGUAAGAUCAUCCGUGUGUGUAAGGGGAUUCUGGAGUACCUGACUGUGGCAGAGGUGGUGGAGAGUAUGGAGGACCUGGUGACCUACACAAAAAACCUGGGGCCAGGAAUGACCAAGAUGGCCAAGAUGAUCGAUGACCGGCAGCAGGAGCUCACCCACCAGGAACACCGCAUCAUGCUGGUCAACUCCAUGAACACGGUCAAGGACCUUCUGCCUGUGCUCAUCUCAGCCAUCAAGAUCUUUGUGACGACGCGGAGUGGGGGGGGGCAGGGGGUGGAGGAGGCGCAGAAGAACAGGAUCUACACCUUCCAGAAGAUGAGUGCCGAGAUCACCGAGAUCAUCAGAGUGCUGCAGCUCACCUCAUGGGACGAGGACGCAUGGGCCAACAAGAAGGAUAUGGAGGCCAUGAAGAGAUCUCUGGCUCUGAUCGACGCUAAGAUGGCUCUGGCUAAAGCCUGGCUCAAAGACCCCAAUGGCAUGCCAGGGGAGGCCGGUGAGCAGGCGGUGCGGGGGCUCCUGGACGAGGUGGGGAAGGUGGGGGAGCUUUGCGCUGGGAAGGAGCGCCGGGAGAUUCUGGGUGCGGGGAAAGCGCUCGGACAGAUGACUGACCAGGUGUCUGACCUCAGAGCAAGAGGUCAGGGCCCCACCCCGGGGGGGAUGCAGAAGGCCGGUCAGGUGUCCCAGGGGCUGGACGUGCUGGUGGGGAAGGUGGACGGUGCUGCGCGGAGGCUGGAGGCCCUCAUCAACGCCAAGCAGGCCAUCGCCAAGAGGAUGGACGCCGCACUGAGCUGGCUGGCGGACCCUAACGGAGGUCCAGAGGGUGAGGAGAACAUUCGGGCGCUGCUGGCUGAGGCCAAGCGUGUUGCAGACAUGUGUGAGGACCCGCGCGAGCGUGACGACAUCAUGCGCUCCAUCGGCCAGAUCGCCGGCCUCACCGCCAAACUGGUGGAGCUGCGCAAACAGGGGAAGGGGAGCAGCCCAGAGGCGCGAGCGCUGGCCAAGCAGGUCGGGGAGGCUCUGCAGACCCUGCAGGUGAAGGUCAACCGCGCCAUCGCCAACAUGAGGCCGUCCAAAGCCGCGCUCACGCUGGAGGGCAAGAUGGACCAGGCCAUACGCUGGAUCAACAACCCCAGCGCUGAUGACGGUGGAGUGGGUCAGGCAGCAAUCCGGGGUCUGGUAGCGGAGGGCCGUCGCCUUGGCAACUCGUUGCCCGCUCCUUACCGGCAAGACCUGCUGGGCCGCUGUGACCGCGUCGAGCAGCUGAUGAUGACGCUGGCUGACCAGGCCGCCCGCGGGGAGGCCGACACUCCACAGGCCCGCGCUGUUGCUGCCCAACUACUGGAGUCCCUCAAGGACCUGAAGUGUAAGAUGCAGGAGGCCAUGACGCAGGAGGUGUCUGAUGUGUUCAGUGACACCACCACCCCCAUCAAACUACUGGCUGUAGCUGCAACCGCCCCCCCAGAGGCACCUAACAGAGAGGAGGUGUUUGAGGAGAGAGCCUCUAACUUUGAGAAUCAUGCCAACCGUCUGGGUGCCACUGCUGAGAAGGCUGCUGCCGUAGGAACAGCCAAUAAGACGACAGCCGAGGGCAUCCAGGCUGCAGUGAAGUCCGCCAGGGAACUGACACCUCAAGUGGUAUCUGCUGCUUGUAUCCUGCUGAAGAACCCAGGCAACCAGCCAGCAUAUGAGCACUUUGAGACCAUGAAGAACCAGUGGAUUGAUAACAUAGAGAAACUCACAGGUUUGGUGGAUGAGGCCAUCGACACCAAGUCGCUCCUGGAUGCCUCUGAAGAGGCCAUUAAGAAGGACAUUGAUAAAUGUCGCGUUGCCAUGGCGAACGUGCAGCCUCAGAUGCUGGUUGCCGGGGCGACGAGCAUUGCACGGCGGGCCAAUCGGAUCCUGCUGGUGGCCAAGCGAGAAGUGGAGAACUCAGAGGACCCCAAAUUCAGGGAGAUGGUCAAGGCGGCAUCAGACGAGCUCAGCAGGACCAUCUCGCCCAUGGUGAUGGACGCCAAGGCCGUGGCUGGCAACAUCCAGGACCCAGGUCUGCAGAAGAACUUCCUGGACUCAGCCUACAGGAUCCUGGCAGCCGUGGGGGGAGUGCGUGAGGCCUUCAACCCCCCCGAGCCAGACUUCCCUCCACCACCCCCAGACCUGGACCAACUGCAUGUGAAUGAUGAGCAGGCUCCUCCCCCUAAGCCCCCGCUGCCUGAGGGAGAGGUCCCCCCCCCUCGACCCCCCCCUCCAGAGGAGAAGGACGAAGAGUUCCCAGAUCAGAAGGCCGGAGAGGUGGUCAGCGAGCCCAUGAUGGUGGCGGCCAGGCAGCUCCACGACGAGGCCCGCAAGUGGUCAAGCAAGCCGGAGGACUCAGGGGAAGGCUUUGAUGGGGCGGAGGGUGAGGUUGAUGUAGACGAGGAGGACGAGUUCACAGACAACGAGGACGAUUAUGAGCCCGAGCUGCUGCUCAUUCCCACCAAUCAGCCAGUUAACCAGCCCAUGCUGGCCGCGGCCCAGGCUUUGCACCAGGAAGCUCGCAAGUGGUCCAGUAAGGGUAAUGACAUCAUCGCGGCGGCCAAGCGCAUGGCGUUGCUGAUGGCGGAGAUGUCCAGACUGGUUCGUGGCGGCAGCGGCAACAAGCGGGCACUCAUCCAGUGCGCCAAGGACAUCGCCAAGGCCUCCGAUGAGGUCACGCGUCUUGCCAAGGAGGUCGCUAAGCAGUGCACCGACAAACGCAUACGCACCAACCUGCUACAGGUGUGUGAGCGUAUCCCCACCAUUAGCACUCAGCUGAAGAUCCUCUCCACCGUCAAAGCCACCAUGCUGGGCCGCACCAACAUCAGUGAGGAGGAGUCCGAACAGGCCACGGAGAUGCUGGUGCACAACGCUCAGAACCUGAUGCAGAGUGUGAAGGAGACUGUGCGUGAGGCCGAGGCCGCGUCCAUCAAGAUCCGCACCGAUGCUGGCUUCACUCUGCGCUGGGUGCGCAAGACUCCCUGGUACCAGUGAGGCACCACCUCCACGCGACCCCGGGUGACCUCAACGCGACCCCGCGACCUUUCUCCUAGCACCCCUCUGCUGUGCUGUGCUGUCAGCGAGGAGGGUCGCGACAGGCCUCUCGACACCAGGCGGUCAGGACUCACUCAUUAGACGUCACUUUUCUGUGCUUGCUUUUGAACGGAUCGGUAUUGAUUGGCAGCGGUCAGUACUGGUCUGGAUUGACUGAUUACUCUCUCACUGCGUUAACUGCUGUGGCGGCCCGGGGUGUGGCCUAGGAAGUUAUGCUUCUCAUCAGAGAGGUUUGCUGUCGUCCUGUUACACUAUAGAAUACCAUCAAAUGGUUUUUGGAAUAUCUAUUUUUGCUAUUUUGAGUUUCCAGAGUUUUAUCCAAAUUCCAGGUAUUUAUACAUAUUUUUUUGCAUGCAAGAGUUUUUGUUUCUUUUUCUAUUUUUGAAAUGAUGGCGAUGGCGUUUGUCCUCUUAAAUGAAGUUUACUCUUAAUUCAGUGUUCUCACAGGAUUUUCUUAAUUAGGAAAUGUGUAUAUAUAUAUAUAUAUAUAUAUAUAUAUAUAUAUAUAUAUAUAUAAAUAUUUAUAUGUAAGUUCUACAGCUUUCUCCAAGCGAAGCGCUAUUUUAUUCACAUUCUGUUGGUUUGUCUUGCGUCAGGACCUAUAAUGUGCUGUUCACUUCUGACACCAUUUGAAGCUAUUCACAGAGCACGGGCUGGCUGCGUGCACUGCACAUGUACUAAAGCACCGUUCACCAGUUGAAAGUGUAGUGGAGGUGAUGGAGGUUGCAGCUGUCUAGCCUAUUCCAUACUUUAGUUUGCCUCGUCCAUUUUGCCUUGAUGUGCCAUGCCUGGACGUGAUGGACGCCAAAGGUUUGAUUCAUCUGUUAGGUCAUACACACUGUGCUUAUUCAUCUGUUAUAUCAGUCCAGUCCACUGCGUUCAUCUCUCUGCUGGCUCUGGUGAAAUGCUUUUGGACAGAUCAGGCUUGAAUAUGACUGUUUACUUUGCUAGACACUACAUAUUUUUUUACUAGAAUUUGAACACUUAUGUGUGAGAGUGGAAAUUAUAUUUUAUUUUUGCUGUGAGAUUAUUUCAAUAUUUUUUUGGAUAAAAAAGCUGUUAGUACAAUCGUUAAAAAAGUUGAGCUGUUUCUUCCUGUACAAUUCAAAGCCAGACCAGAGCUGACCAAUCAGAGCUCAGCAGCCAACUCUUGACCAGCGUGAUACCAGAACUCAGCCAGAACUGGACCAGAGUCCACCGGUGUCUGGGUGAGACUGGCCAGUGGUGCUGAUGGAAGUGAAAGCUGUGUGAGUGGUCUUUAUAGAAGGGGCACCGGAGUACAUGCCUGAUCAGAAAUCUGUGGGGGUGUCAGACACAUGGCCCUGGUGUUGGUAUGGGUGUCUUCAUAUGUGCCUGAUCAGAAAUCUGUGGGGGUGUCAGACACAUGGCCCUGGUGUUGGUAUGGGUGUCUUCAUAUGUGCCUGAUCAGAAAUCUGUGGGGGUGUCUGUCGCUGCCUGAUGGGCGUGUCUGUCGUGAAUGCCUCAUUUAACGAUACUGUAAUUACAAAAGACAGCGCCAAUCCAAGAUGGCAGAGCUAACUCAAAGACAAAGGCAGUAUUUCUACAUAAAACAAAUACCUUCAGGAUUUGUGCACUAAAGUUAGCGAGAAAUUAAUACUAUUAAUUCUAAAAGUAAUUUUGAGGUAUCUCUCAGGUAUCUUAGUAUGUGCCUGAUCAUAAAUCUGUGGGUGUUGGAUUCAGGACCCUGUGGAGCCGGAGAGAGGAUGCAGGACCAGAUCUAUGGAGUGUUUGCACCUGUGCUGAAACAGGAACCAGAUGCUUUAAUCUCAGGGCUGAGAACCAGAUGAGGUCAGGAUUACGGACCGUACGGGGAUUAAGAUGAGGUCAGGAUUACGGAUUGUAUGGGGAUUAAGAUGCUAUGCUGGAACCAGAUGAGGUCAGGAUUACGGAUUGUAUGGGGAUUAAGACACUGCUGGAACCAGAUGAGGUCAGGAUUAGGGAUUUUAUGGGGAUUAAGACACUGCUGGAACCAGAUGAGGUCAGGAUUACGGAUUGUAUGGGGAUUAAGACACCAUGAUGGGAAGUCACUUAUAUUCUUUGUUAAAAAAAAGUUUGGUCUAAUAAUUGUGCAUUAUAGAAAGGAAAAAAUGCUUCCCAUUUUUCCCAUUGGCCGUAAAUGUUUUUUUAUCUGGCCAGCUUCUUUGUGGUAGGCUCUGAGUGUGAGUGUGUUUUAAAAGCUGAGUCUGUGUUUGAGUGUGUGUUUUAAAAGCUAUGCGUAUUUACACAAAGGUGAAGAUGAGCACAAACCUGUCUGAUAUGCCGAGAUUCUCGUAGGCUGAAAGACUCCACUGCACAGUAGAUCGACUGAUCUCUCUCUCUGGUAAAUGCAAGCCAGCUCUAGUACUGCCUUGCGUUUACUCAUAUCCACUAGCUUUGGACUGGCUCAGGAUAGAAUAAAGAGGUUCCUACUCGGUACCAGGCUCCUUAAUGUGGGCGCACUGAGAAUAGGGAAUGUUCAUGUUCAGUUCCUUGUGUUCUGUGACUUGUGUACGAGUGUGACUGUCGUUUUGGAAUGUACGGAUGUCAUGGACACCACUGUAGAACUCUUUCUGUUCAACCCAUAAAGCUGAAUAUAGUGCCUGGGAUUGUGGGAAAUGAAGUUCUUUUAAAGUGUGUUUUCUAUCCAAACCCUUGAAACAGACCAGGAGCUUGUUGAGAGGGGUGUGAACUACAGGAAGUAAAGUCAACCAAGUGAAACCAA
This is a messenger RNA of Alosa sapidissima (American shad), 6663 nucleotides long. RefSeq names its product vinculin a (gene vcla). Gene Ontology annotation, molecular function: actin filament binding; structural molecule activity. Gene Ontology annotation, biological process: cell adhesion. The transcript has 23 exons. Gene Ontology annotation, cellular component: actin cytoskeleton. Bases 480 to 3881 code for a protein of 1133 amino acids. NCBI's taxonomy places the organism in Eukaryota, Metazoa, Chordata, Actinopteri, Clupeiformes, Clupeidae. The record is from RefSeq and is a predicted model, not a curated record.